CGUACGCUCGGAUCAGCAGCGGGAGCAGCAGCAACGGCAACAGCAGCAGUGGCAGCAGCGACAGAGGCAGCAGCUCGUCGGAUGCGCGAACGCGACAUCGUACGCAUCGUAUCGCGAACGAGGCGUACGCGAGCGAGACUCCCAGCGACGAGGACGACGAGGGCAACGUCAGUGGCAGUGGCAGUGGCGGCAGCAGCAGCAGCAGCAGCAGCUACGACGACGACGACGACGACGACGGUGAUGCUCGGCGGCGGCCGUGAGAUCGGAGUGGUGGCGAUCGGUGCAGACGGAUUGGUGGCGAUUUACGACGACGACGACGACGCAUCUGGCACGCGCGAUCGUGGCUGCCGGCGCGUCGGUCGUUCCGUGGCGCAGCUCGUGGAAUAAUGCGUGUUAGGCGCGACGACGUUACGACGAGGCGCCGUACGACGAGACGACGACGACGGUACGACGACGACGACGACGACGGUGCGACGAGUGCAGGGCCAGCGUGCGGCCAGCGACGAUUCCUCCUACUCCGUUUACUACCACCAUCGCGGCAACGCAGUUAUGUACGCGUACGGUUCCGAGAUAACGUAGUGUCGGGCGUGUAAUAAUUAUGUUGUCAUCGUCGCGCGGCGCGCGCCCUGCGUAGGCUUCACGGUGAAAAUCUGGCGUGAACGGUUCCGCGGUGGAACGGGGAAUAUGGCGUCGGCCUCGGCCGAGACUCCAGCCAGCCAUGGGCACAGCUUCAGCAAGAAAGUGUUUGCUAAACUGACGUACUGCCAUAGCUGCACGGACAAGGUCUGGGGCCCCAUACAGCCGGGGUACUCUUACAUCUGCGAAGUUUGCAACUUCGUGGUGCACGACCGCUGUCUCAAGGCCGUCGUCUCUCCCUGCUCCAGCAUCGCGGCAAGCCUGAUUAAGAACCCGGUUGCACAUUGUUGGUCUGAACAAGUACAUUGCAAAAGAAAAUUCUGCAAUGUCUGUCGAAAACGAUUGGAUGAUAAUCUAUCCAUACACUGUGAAAUAUGCGAGUACUUCGUGCACGUAGAAUGCCAAGACUUCGCGGUGGCAGACUGCAAGGAGAAUGCCACAUACCUACCUGGGAAAGAUUUGUCAGCAGUGAAACACACUCAUCAUUGGCGGGAAGGCAAUCUUCCGAGCAGUUCGAAAUGUGCCGUAUGCAAGAAGAGUUGUUUUACUGCCGAGUGCCUUGCCGGAGUUCGUUGCGAGUGGUGCGGCAUGACGUCGCACGCGUAUUGUUACAAGAAUAUUCCCCAAGAAUGCACCUUUGGUAACUUGGAACCAAUUUACCUGCCGCCACAUGCAGUUAGUAUUCCGCGUACCGAAGUUCCCAUGGAAGCUAUCAUUGGAGUAGAAGUGCGUCGUAAAGAAGUGCUGGCGCGUGAGUAUUCUUGCCAUAACCUCGAGCAGUUCGAUUUCGCUGAGAGUGAACAAAAUGGGGCUGCAGGCCACCUAGCCGAAGCUUUGAGGCGCCUUUCGCUAGUUUUACCACGUAGCUGCCAUGGAAAUUGUCAUGCUUCCCCUCCUUAUGUUCGAGCGCGGAGCAUAUCAGAAGAAUUUGGUACCGACUCGAGGUAUCGUGAUAAUGGAGAACCAGCACAGGGAACAGCGCAUGGCCGUGAUCCGCGUGCUCCUAAAGAAAAAGAAGAUAAAGACAGAGGUGACGAAGAAAUGAUGAAGGUGUGCGAUGGCAACAAUUCUUUGAGACGAAGAAUAUUUCGAGUAAUUUCGGUACCCAGACAGGCUACAACAGAGCAGGUUCUUACAUUGGCACUGCGCGCAUUUCACAUCACGAAACAUCCUAGUAACUUUUACUUAACUGACGUGUAUGCCAUGGAGGAAACUGAGUUAUGUGAUCCAACGCCUGUUUUAAAUUUAAAUCGCAAAGAAGGCAAACGUCCGGCUGUGUUCUUGCGAUUUAAAGAUACUGACAGUGGGGAGGUACGGGUUUAUCCCGGCAAAUUGCAGGUAUCAGAGUCAUUCUGUACAGUACCUGUCACGGAAGCUACAACCGUCGCAGACUUAAUAAACGAGGCACUGGAAAAGUUUGGUUUACAAAAUUUUAAUUCUGAUGACUUUAGGUGCAGUGAAAUUCUUUUAGACCAAGGUGUAACGGAAAGAGUUUUGUCCUGGGACGAAAGACCCUGGGAUAUUGUUAAAAAACUGGGAAAAGAAUCUAUUAGACAAAUGGAAUUAAUGCGAUUCUACCUACAACUAAAGCAAGAUCCCCAUGGACCUAAUUUGGCUUUAUUCGUGGGUAACUUACCGCAAAAUCUAUCUGAAAGAAGUUAUGAAAACAUGUUGACAGAAUUUUUAGGAAAAGAAAAUAGGUUUUCAUCAAUCGGCCCAAUCUAUUAUGAAUAUGGUUCGAUGGUUAUCAUAUACGAAGAUUUGGAUACAGCGGUUAGAGCAUUAUAUACCUUACGCGAGACGAGAUGCGAAGACAAACUUCUUUUAGUAAUGAUUUUACCAAGUAUCGAACCAAGUAUGGUACCAACGGGCGUUCAACCGCUGCUCGUGUUUGUAAAUGUAAAAUCAGGUGGCUGUCAAGGACUCCAACUAAUUUCUAGUUUUCGUAAACUAUUAAAUCCUUAUCAAGUGUUCGAUCUUGAUAAUGGUGGACCUCUCCCCGGACUUUACGUUUUUCGACACAUAAAAGACUACAAGAUAUUAGUUUGUGGUGGUGAUGGAACAAUAGGUUGGGUAUUACAAUGUUUAGAUAAUGUGGGUCAGGAUAGCCAGUGUUCUUCUCCUGCUUGCGCUAUUGUACCUCUGGGAACGGGAAACGAUCUUGCUCGCGUACUAUGUUGGGGUUCAGGCUACACGGGUGACGAAGAUCCACUAAACUUAUUGCGAGACGUUAUCGACGCGGAAGAAAUAAUAUUAGACCGAUGGACUGUAGUUUUUCAUCCAGAAGAAAAGGAACAACCUCAAGUAGUUUGUAAUGCAGCAACUUCUCAGCAAGUAGCGACACGCCAUUUGCAUAUUACUGGUGCUGGUGCAACUAGCGAAGACAAUACACAAAUAUACGUAAUGAAUAAUUAUUUUGGCAUUGGCGUCGACGCAGAUUUAUGUUUGGACUUUCAUAACGCGAGAGAAGAGAAUCCUAAUAAAUUCAAAAGCAGAUUACGAAAUAAAGGCGUGUACGUAAGGAUGGGUUUGCGCAAAAUGGUCGGACGUAAACCAUGCAAAGAUUUACAUAAAGAAAUUCGAUUAGAAGUAGACGGUAGAUUAGUUGAGUUACCACAAGUGGAAGGAAUAAUAAUUUUGAACAUUUUAAGUUGGGGUUCUGGUGCUAAUCCUUGGGGACCAGAUACCAAAGAAGAUCAAUUUUAUACACCAAAUCAUUGGGAUGGCAUGCUGGAAGUUGUUGGAGUCACAGGCGUUAUGCAUCUUGGACAAAUACAGUCGGGUUUACGUACGGCUAUGAGGAUAGCGCAGGGCGGACACAUAAAAAUUCACUUAAACUCAGACAUACCAGUACAAGUAGAUGGUGAACCAUGGGUUCAGAGUCCUGGAGACAUCGUGGUUUUGAAAUCAGCGCUCAAGGCUACGAUGCUGAAGAAGACAAAAGGCAAAAUGAAACGGCGCAACACGGAAUCUAGUAUGCAGUUGGCGCUACAGGCCGCACCGUCAAGUGAUCCGGAUGAAGAUAUCUUUUGAGUGAACAAACGUUAUGUGAAAGUGAUUGAACACGGUACGGUGCGGAAUGCAGGGCACGUAGCCAUGUAAAGGACUUGAUUGAUUAGUGCACGUAAUAAAAUAAAAUCGGCCUUGAUAUCGUCUGACGGCGUUCGCGCUGUACGAACAUAAGUACUUACAACGUGAGAAGAAAGACACUUGUGGAAGCAACAGGGGACGGAUAGAUAAGGUUUUCAGACACGGACACACAUACAGCAUAAAAAAAUCCAUUAUUAACUCAGUGAUUCUUAAUGUUUGUUCUUACAUUAAUAGAAAAUGAAACUAGAUCUCAUUUUUAAAUGUUAAUAAUUCUAGCACCAUAUGUAGUGUUUACCGAUCAAUAUUUUUUUAGUAAAAUUAUAAUAGAUUUUAACACAAAAUAACACCUUAUCACACAUACACGUAUACACACUUAACCAGAAUCGAAAAAAAUUAAUACGUUUACGCAUGCUUAUGACAACAAUAAUUUUCAUUUACGUUCCAAACUGGGUAAUUCAGGAGGAAGGAAAGGGAUCGUAAUUCGUAAAAUAUAUAUAUAGAUCACCUUGAUCAAAAAAUUCCCGGAAUUACCACCAGGUGAUGCUCUGAGUCAGCUGAUUUGAGUUCUGUUUUUUUGGUUGCCACAUAUCUAUCAUUAACAUUUCCACCAAAUUUUAUCGCCAUAGUUUGACAUUUGAAAAAGUUACGCCGUCUUGAGUACAUCUACCUCUGCACGUGUUUUCGAUUUUUUACAGUUUUAAAAAUGGAGUUGAAUUUGAGUGAAGCCAUCAUUAUCCGUGAAUUUUUUACCAAGAACGAAACGAAUACCAUCCAGCAGCCAUCGAAUUCACCCGAUAUGGCUCCUUGCGAUUUUGUUCUGUUCGAUCGAGUCAAAAAACGGGGAACGCGUUUUAACAGCCGAAAGGAGGUAAUGGAAAAAUCGAAGACGGCUCUGAUGGCUAUAUCGACAAUAGAGUUCCAGAAAUGUUUCGAGAGCUGAAUCAAGCGCUGGCAUAAGUGCGUUGCAGUCAAUGGGGACAAUAUCACUUUUGUAUUUUGAAUUUUCUGAUGAAUUCCGGGAACUUUUUGAUCGAGGUGGUAUACCGCAGGGUGUCCCAUUUUAAAUGAUCCAGUCAAAUAUCUCGAAAACUAA
Molecule: messenger RNA, 4819 nt
Organism: Cyphomyrmex costatus
Lineage: Eukaryota; Metazoa; Arthropoda; Insecta; Hymenoptera; Formicidae
Product: diacylglycerol kinase theta
Exons: 18
Coding region: 685-3669 (994 amino acids)
Biological process (GO): phospholipase C-activating G protein-coupled receptor signaling pathway
Cellular component (GO): membrane
Molecular function (GO): nucleic acid binding; ATP-dependent diacylglycerol kinase activity
Source: RefSeq, a predicted model, not a curated record